Molecule: messenger RNA, 1985 nt
Organism: Saccostrea echinata
Lineage: Eukaryota; Metazoa; Mollusca; Bivalvia; Ostreida; Ostreidae
Product: tRNA (uracil-5-)-methyltransferase homolog A-like
Exons: 19
Coding region: 51-1967 (638 amino acids)
Biological process (GO): RNA processing
Molecular function (GO): nucleic acid binding; RNA methyltransferase activity
Source: RefSeq, a predicted model, not a curated record
CACUUUCACAGCUAGAGAGGGGAAAAGUUGGUUGAAAAAAAGCAGAAUUUAUGUCAGAAGGUGUCACACAAAAUAAUUUGGAGGAAUCCAAAUAUGGAGAAGAGGCAGACCAGGUGAAAAAUGGGGAUCAAGAAAAGGUGAAUAAAGCAACAGAGGAGGAGGAAGAUAGUGUGUUAGAGGGGGAGGAUGAAAGAAAAGGAGCUGAGGAGGAAGAAACAGGAGGAACUGAAGAGGAAGAAACAGGAGGAACUCAGCAGGUGGAAACAGAAGGAACUCAGCAGGAGGAAACAGAAGGAACUGGGAGUGUAAAGGAUCCCUAUGGCUACACCAGACGAGAGGAAUUUACAUCUGAGAUUUUCAAAGUAGAAAUUUGUAACUUGCCUCGCUUUGGAUUUAAGGAAUUGAAGAAGAGACUCGCUAAACUUGAUAUAAAACCAGUAAAAAUUAAAUCACUUCCCAGAGCCACUUUUGCCUUUGUAACAUUUAGAAAUGAGGAAGAGAGAGAAUCAGCCAUUGCCAAAAUCCAUGGACAUGUGUGGCGAGACAAAAAGUUAACAGCCAAGAAAGCCAGUGCAACUGCAGAUCCUUUAUUGACAAAACGAAGAGCUGGUGGCCAAGGAGAUGGUGAACCUUCAGAAAAGAGAUCACGCUCAACGGCUGACAAAGAAGACGAAAAUUUAUCUCCAGAGGACAGGUUAAAGAAAGCUGUGAGUCCUCUAUGGGAUAUGCCAUAUGACAAGCAGCUAGAGCUAAAAUCAGAAGAAAUUGGGAAAAUGAUGAAGACCUAUGCUAAUCAGAUCUUCAAAAGCAAUGUGGACCUUAGAAACUGGUUAACAGAGCAGAGGAAGAAAUAUGAUGGUCAUUGUUGUGAACUACUUCAAAUCAAGCCAUCUCCUAUUCAGCAAGGGUAUCGAAACAAAUGUGAGUUUACCAUAGGCCAGGAUGUGGAUAAAAAUGAUAAUACAGUUGGGUUCCGAUUUGGUCAGUACAAAGAUGGCACAAGUUCUGUUGGGGAGCCAUACUGUCUUUCCAACAUACCAGAUGCCAUGAAAACUGUUGUCAAGAGUUUCCAGAACUUCAUCAGAAGUGGACAGUAUGGAGCAUACAACCCCGAGACACAUGCCGGACACUGGCGAAUGUUGACAGUUCGGACCACUCGAUCUGAUGUCAUGGCCAUUGGUGACUUCCACCCACAGCAACUAUCUCCUGAAGAGAUCAGGAAAGAGGAAGAAAGACUACGUGAUUAUUUUUCUACAGGGGAGGGGAGGAAUAGUGGGGUCACCUGUAUGUAUUUCAGGGUAUACUCUGACAGAAUGACAGGGAAUACCAGUGAGCCAUACAGACAUUUGUUGGGUAAAACAAAUAUUGAGGAAACUCUCCUAGGCAUGAAAUUUGAAAUUUCUCCAGAUGCAUUUUUCCAGGUUAAUACACCAGGAGCAGAAGUCUUAUAUGAACAAAUUGCUGAGUGGUGUGCAGUUACCAAGACAACCACUGUCCUUGACAUUUGUUGUGGGACUGGGACCAUUGGUCUGACCUUGGCCAAGAGAGUAUCCAGGGUGAUAGGGAUAGAGUUGUGUCCGGAGGCUAUAGAGAAUGCCAAGAGAAAUGCGCUGAUAAAUGACAUUACUAAUGCCACAUACCAUUGCUGUAAAGCUGAAGAUAUCAUUACACAGACCAUGAAGUCGAUCACCACAGAGGAUGUUGUAGCCAUUGUAGACCCACCUAGAGCAGGGUUACACACUCAAGUCAUCAGGGCUUUAAGGAAUUCCCCUUUUCUGAAGAAAAUUGUGUUUGUGUCAUGUAAUCCCAGAGGAGCUAUGAAUAAUUUUGUAGACUUAGUCCGGCAACCUUCUAAGAAGAUGCGAGGUCAGGCGUACCGGCCGGUUAAAGCUGUGCCUGUAGAUAUGUUCCCCCAGACUAAACAUUGUGAACUUGUUAUUCUGUUUGAAAGAGACACCUGUACCUAAUAAAUGUCAUAAAUCUUA